Molecule: messenger RNA, 1362 nt
Organism: Folsomia candida
Lineage: Eukaryota; Metazoa; Arthropoda; Collembola; Entomobryomorpha; Isotomidae
Exons: 5
Coding region: 176-1006 (276 amino acids)
Source: RefSeq, a predicted model, not a curated record
AUUUGCUCCCAGUUGGUGGUUGGAUCACAAUUCUUAUGCACAUAUGUACAUACCCUCAGAUCUAUAGUUUACUAGUUAUUCUGGUUUUAGACAAGAUUACAAAUAGCAAAAUUGUCUCACAUAGUUAAUUCGUGAUUAGUAUAGAAUUAGUUGCAGGAAUAAUACUCGUGGAACAAUGAUCAACGUCAGUAAUUUGGUUGGGGGAGUGGUCAACAUUGGUCCAGCCGUGUGCCAACCUGUGGAAGCACUUUCUUGGGACAUUACUCUUGGCACGGCAGGAACAGGGCUCGGUCAACUCAUACUGGGGAAAACAAGCAGUUCGUCUGAAAUGGUGCCUGAAGCAGUGGACCAUGUUGGUGUAAUUGUGUUUGGGUUCUUGUAUGAAUACGGAGAUUUGGGCAUCCUCAAAACAGCGGCCCCUUUGCAAAGUAGUCCAAAAUCCAAGUACCCAGUGUUUUAUCUCAGAAGCAGGGAAAAGCUAGGUGAUACGGCAAAGAGUCAAGAGGAAUUUGAAGAGUGGGUUGAUGUCAUGAACCAAACUGAUUUCCAAGGAUCAGGAUACGAUGUGGUUAAACAAAGCUGUGUAGUUUGGGGAAUCCGAGCGUGCGAAUUUUUGGGAGUUGACUACCCGGAAAAUUGGGACAAAGUUUGCAACUGGGCAGCUCAAAAUAGCACAGUAGCAAGCUUAAUUGGGGGGUCCGGUGUUAAUUCUCGGAAAGUUCAGAUCAAGGCACAAACUGCCCAAGCGCCCAAAAAACUUUACAACUACAUGAAAAAAAAGUUGAAAAGGAAAGGUCACGUGAAGAAGGAAAGUGGUGAGAGUGAAAGUGGCAGUUCGAACACAAGUACAUCCGAAGGUGGCGACGAGGACGAGGAAAAUGCAAGCACGGUCGAAACAAGUGAUCAAAAUUUUAGCCAAAGCCAAGAAGGUGAGGAUAGUGGAGGAACAAAUGGCGAAGAAACUGUCACUGCGAUAACUAGCACAAUGAGCGUCACCAGAAUGUAAGAAACCAAUCUCACCUGACACCACAAAGCUGGAACAAGUAUUUUACAAUUUUUAAAACUUGAAGUGUACUACAUCUGUAUCACUGUAUCAGUAUAUUUACUAAAGUAAGUAAGCAGAUGGAUUUCCUCUGUUCCGUUGUAAUAUACAAUGCCACGGAUGGUGAGACCGAAGAAUGGUCCAAAUUAAUGUAGCAUAUUAAGUGCUUUUUAAAAUACUCAACAAAUAUUUACUAAUUCUUUCCUACUUUAAGAAAACCUAUAACCGAUGUCCAAUGUGUCUGUGAUCUUAGUUUAUUUUUACAUGCUAUCCAAUACUUGAUAUUAAACGUGAUUAUGGAAGGAAAGUUAUAAAUUAAA